UGCAUAUACUCGGAGUUGCCAGAUUCAUGCAAUUCUCGUUAUAACAUCCUCAUCCGUCUUUUCUGUGCAUGCCCCUAUGAAUUUGCAUUUUGCCUAGCCGGGCAUUGUCCGGUUGUUCUGGCAGGCGACUUCAACUCGGAACCUGACUCACCGCUGGUCACUGAUUUUCUGCUUGGUCAGGGCCUUGAUCUUACACAACGCCAGUACAAAGUAUCCGAUAUAUCCGGCCAGAAUAAUACCUCCUUCCGUAACGGGCGCUCCUCUCGACUACUUUCCCCCACCGAAGUUCCUCCACGUGGCAGUGGAAUUACCGACGAAUGCAUAUUUGCAGAGGAUAAAAGCGCUGCUUCCGCCAACAUUGGCUCUGGAACCUUGACGCAACCAUUUAAUUUUCAGUCGACGAACACCUACUGGUUGGACGUCUCUGCUCUGAAGGCCCCCCGGUCUUCCUGUUCACCUCACGAGGCCGGUUCAGACUCGAACCACCUUAUUGUCCCCUGUGGAGAAGUUCCGUCCUCCCACCUACUGCUGCUCGACCAUCCAGCGCUCACUCGCCCCUUAAAGCCCGGCAAUCGAGGCUUCGGCCGUCUUGUCACUUCGUUCACCAGCGCCAACACCUGCGCCGUGGACUACAUUCUCUUCGCCAACUCAUCGAGCCAGUCGACGGCUACAACUGCUUCCGCCUCGAUGGUUUCGGAAUCGAGACCAGCCUCAGAUUAUGGCACUUUACGCCUGGUUUCUCACUGUCUUCUCGUGGACCCUGCUACCCUACACUCUGCUGGCGGCCUUCCCAACGCAGCUGCCGGCUCAGAUCAUAUCCCACUUACGGCCACAUUUGAACUUAUCUAG
Protopolystoma xenopodis is the source of this 849-nucleotide messenger RNA. The record is from the annotation of a GenBank genome assembly. Lineage: Eukaryota; Metazoa; Platyhelminthes; Monogenea; Polystomatidea; Polystomatidae.